AUGAACCAGCUGUCAAGUCGACCAGAUAACGGUGACCUCACAAAGGAGUGGUACGACCAGGAUGCACAUCUGGUUCGUGUGGACGAGAAGCCGUUGCCUGGCAACGAGGUCCUGGUUGACCGUUCAACAAAGACCAAUAUCAUGGACUUUGACGCAGGCCUGUCCUACAUCAUAGCUCAGGAUACCGGCCACUGCGAGGUCACGCCCAUUAUGUAUGACGUAUUCAACACCAAGACAGUUGACUCCGCCUCCGUUAGGCUGACCACGCCCUCAGAAUUUUUCCACUUCGAUUCGGGCAACUUCGUUUAUUCGGGACAGACGACCAUUCGAGGAAUUCCCGCGGAGACCUGGAUCGGUCACCACAACGACUUUCCCCCUGGUUACAACGGUACAUCUCAGUGGCAGUGGUACUUCUCUUCU
Molecule: messenger RNA, 420 nt
Organism: Aplysia californica (California sea hare)
Lineage: Eukaryota; Metazoa; Mollusca; Gastropoda; Aplysiida; Aplysiidae
Source: RefSeq, a predicted model, not a curated record